Molecule: messenger RNA, 294 nt
Organism: Lodderomyces oxycetoniae
Lineage: Eukaryota; Fungi; Ascomycota; Pichiomycetes; Serinales; Debaryomycetaceae
Product: RNA-binding protein
Exons: 1
Coding region: 1-294 (97 amino acids)
Biological process (GO): mRNA splicing, via spliceosome
Cellular component (GO): U6 snRNP; U4/U6 x U5 tri-snRNP complex; Lsm1-7-Pat1 complex
Molecular function (GO): RNA binding
Source: RefSeq, a predicted model, not a curated record
AUGUCAGAAGAGAAACCAAUAGUGGAAGGGACUAGCAGCGAGAUACCGCAACAGGUGUUACCCUUGGAAAUAAUAGACCGCUCUAUUGGGAAAAAGGUGAGAGUGCUAAUGACAAGCGAUAAAGAAUUCUACGGAACAUUAAUUGGAUUUGACGACUAUGUUAACAUGGUAUUAGAGGACGUUCAAAUGACUAGUAAUAACAAAGAUGAGAGUGGGCAAAUCGCUAAGAAGAUGCUUUUAAAUGGUGGACAAAUUGCUAUGAUAGUACCCGAAGUUCAUGCGGGAGAUGAUUGA